AUGGGCGCAUCUUUGUCUUCACACCGCGACGACAAACCACGUCAGAUCAAAAAGGCCGAGAAACACUUGAGAGACCAAUACGAUGGUCAGUGGCACUGGUCCAUUGAGGGCAGAGCUCAUCGGCCCUCUGUCGGCCCGGGCGAGUUGAAAGAUCGCAUGCUAGAGUUACAAGACUCCAAGCAAGUAUACCGAAAGCGACGCUACCUUAAUCCCUGGCGAGGCAACGAGCACGAAAAAUACCCAGAUGCAGAUGCUUAUUACAGCACGAACAAAGAGUAUCCCCGUCGACUGGUUGUGCAGGCCGCCUCGAGUGCCCUAGCCGACACGAACUCUCGCCACUGGAGUCGCCGAAAGAUCAAGGGACAUGUGCCGCUUAUAAUUUCACUUGCGGAACUCUGCUUGAAUCCAUUAGGACUUGAGCAGUAUGAGUCUGGAUACGAUGACGAGGAUGAAGAACACAGACACGGAAGACAACGCAUACAAGAGUCGUUGACAGUGCUUCAGCGCAUUGUGCAUGUGAUAGCAGCAACUUUGUGCACCUUGGGACUGGCUUGGGUCAUUCAGCUGUUGCUGUCUAUUCAAGUCGUUACUGCUCCUUGGAGUGAUGAUGGCACCGCUGAGCCUUAUGAUGAGUAUGAGAACGUGUCAUGGUAUUGGCCCAAGCACGCCGUCAAUGUACUGGACCAGUCGCCCGAAAACACGAAACCGCAAUCGCAGCUCACUAAGCUGACCAUCCCUCGACGCUUGGUGGUGAGGGACCCCGAAACCAAGCAAUGGGUCGUCAAAGAGACCACCGAGCUUCGCGAUGAGAAGACCGGCAUGCUACAACCCUACAUAUUUCUCAGUUUCUCUCGAGCCAACUACCUCGGCAAGAAAGACCACGAGUUACGGCCGUUUUUCUAUCGUAUUGCAGAGGCUAUGUUGAAUCAUGAAAACAGAAAUAAAGCCCCAGAUGAACCCUCCGUGGAGGCCUUUUGGGUUGACCUGGACUGUGUCUCACCCGACGAUGUGAAUGACAAGACUGAAGAGGCAAAGGCGGAGUCUAAACGCACAAAAGAUGUUCAUUCCAUUUGCGAUGCCGUUCGUUGUGCGAAGCGAGUCUAUGUCGUGCUACCUAGCGACGAUCCAGAGCAAAAGAGGAUAUGGGGGCAGCGUAUCUGGACGCUGCCAGAGGUUCUCCUCGCAGCCGGCAAAAUUCGAUACUGUUUUUCGAACCCUGAUACCAUUGAAAACGACCAUCGGGAUCUGCCACACUUCGAUGUUACCUUGACAGAUAUGUACGACAGCUUCUGGCCUAGAUCCACGUCUCGAUUCCGAUCCAGCCAUGAAGAAGAGAACGAUGGAUCGCAUGAAGACGUAAUUGCACAUCUCAUCAAUCAUUAUACGAACACUACUAAGCUUAGUGAAUUGCAAUUGUUCACCUGCGCCGUUCAAGCCAUGGCUCAGUUAUCUACCGGUAAAGAUAUACAAGGAUACACGACAGCAGAUAUGGCUUACGCAGCCAUGGGACUGCUUGCCUAUCGCAUCAGUGCCAAUCCUACAGAUAGCCCUUUCCAGGCCAUUGCACGCCUAUCGCUGGUGAAUGAUAGCGAUAACCUCCUCGAGCGUCUCGUGUGUCUGUGGCCAUCCCACCCUCCUCAGAAGCAGCUCCAAGAUCAAGCUCAGGGCCAUAGUGAUCUGGCCGGCAGUGAGAUGAUUCUGAGAAACAUUGCCGAUCGUGACCAAUAUUCGGUUCACCUCUGGGAUAUAGAGCCCACUUGCAGUGUGGUUGGCAUCGGCGACGAUCAAUACACCCCUACGGUUAUUCUAGAUCGUUGCCGUGGUAUUCCCAUUCGGUGGAAGAACUUCCCCCGGGUCAAAUACGUCAAAGACUUGAACGGAUUCCGUGCGACAGUUUCUCAGAAAGUCGUGUAUGCUGGUGCUUGGUUCCUCCUGACCGGCUUCGGUCUAUUUUCGUCGGCUAUUUCUCUCGAGUUCUCCCUCAUAAAUAACCAAACCUCCAUCGAUGUGUCCAUGUAUUUGCUUGGUGUUGCACUGUUCGUUGGAUGCGCUUGGAUCGUCUCCUGGUUCAGCCCGUGGGCAGUACGACAGCUUUGCAACAGCGGUGCCACGGGUGUAUCCUGCCACCUGGUAGGAUUUGAGGGUACCAUGCCUCUGAGAGAGAUUGAGAAGAUCAUUUAUGGAAACUUCAACCAUCGCCUGGCCUAUGCGCCUUCAUCGACUAUCUUCUCCAAGAACCUGCGCAACAAAAAGACUCGAGAGGGAGUGGAGCCUCAAGACCCAGCAUGGUGGCAGCAGGAAGCUCAGAGGCAGAACGUUCCCGAAGGCCAUCGUCUUUUCACGAUCGUGGACACAGGAAACAUGACUGUCUCCGUUAUCGCUGCGGAACGACCACCAGUGGUGGCACUCAUCUGCGGUCGUGAAGGCGGCAUGGUUCGUGCUCUUCUAUGUAGCUGGCGGUUCGAACAGAAUUGUCUCUACCGGGAGUGUGUUAUGCGAAUGCGUAGCUCUGUGGAGUAUCUCGCAACCCCCAAUGACUGGUUGAAGGUUAGCCUGGCUAGCCAAGGGGAUGUUAGCCGUACCACUGUGGAUCACCUUCGACAGGAAUUGAAGAGAAAAGCAACUCCUGUCCCUCCCACUCCACCUCCAAAGGACAAACCUACCAUGGUGUCCGUGGCAAGCCUGGAGCCUCAUAUUUACACUCAAGCUCAGGAGUCGACGCAGGCACCGGCUAUUGUUGUUAAUGGAACGAAUGUGCCUUCGUAA
Molecule: messenger RNA, 2766 nt
Organism: Penicillium cataractarum
Lineage: Eukaryota; Fungi; Ascomycota; Eurotiomycetes; Eurotiales; Aspergillaceae
Exons: 1
Coding region: 1-2766 (921 amino acids)
Source: RefSeq, a predicted model, not a curated record